Messenger RNA from Drosophila navojoa, 838 nucleotides. RefSeq names its product Enhancer of split m7, helix-loop-helix (gene E(spl)m7-HLH). Gene Ontology annotation, molecular function: protein dimerization activity; DNA binding. Lineage: Eukaryota; Metazoa; Arthropoda; Insecta; Diptera; Drosophilidae. The record is from RefSeq and is a predicted model, not a curated record. Gene Ontology annotation, biological process: regulation of DNA-templated transcription.
GAUGGCAGCAGCAUUCUCAACGCAAUCGUCGUGCAGUACACAUCGUACAGCUCAACUUACAUUCAAACAGACAUCGCCAAACAACGCAACAUGGCCACCAAAUACGAACAAUCAAAGACUUAUCAGUACCGCAAGGUGAUGAAGCCCCUGCUGGAACGCAAGCGUCGCGCACGCAUCAACAAGUGCCUGGAUGACCUCAAGGAUCUGAUGGCCGAGUGUGUGGCCCAGACGGGCGAUGCCAAAUUCGAGAAGGCCGACAUCUUGGAGGUCACCGUAGAUUAUCUGCGCAAACUGAAGCAGUCCAAGGCCGCCAAUUCCAAUGCCAAGGCCGCUGCAUCCGCCACUGAGCACAGUUUCCGUGCCGGCUACAUUCGUGCCGCCAAUGAAGUUUCCCGCGCACUGGCAGCACUUCCCAAAGUUGAUGUCGCCUUUGGCACCACGCUGAUGACCCACCUGGGCAUGCGCUUGAAUCAGCUGGAGCAGCCCAUGGAGCAGACAGCGCCAAUGUCAAUGAACACGCCACUCAGCAUCAACUGCGACUCCGUCUACUCCAGCAAGAGCAGCAGCAGCAGCAGCAGCAGCAGCUCCAGCAGCCACCGCGACACCUACAGUCCCGUCUCCAGCGGCUAUGCCAGCGACAGUGAUUGUGGCUCAACCACGCCCAUCGCCGCCCAAUCUCUACUGCAAAUCAGCAACAACGGUACCAGCGUCUGGCGUCCCUGGUAAAGGAUAGACAACAAGAGGGAAAACAAAAGAAAACGCAACUGUGAUAACCAACUGUGAUGGGAACAAAACAAUUAGUAAAACAAUUAAAUAAAUGCAAUUAAGAAACAUAAAA